Messenger RNA from Sebastes umbrosus (honeycomb rockfish), 732 nucleotides. RefSeq names its product lectin, galactoside-binding, soluble, 2b (gene lgals2b). Lineage: Eukaryota; Metazoa; Chordata; Actinopteri; Perciformes; Sebastidae. The coding region runs from base 82 to 477 and encodes 131 amino acids. The transcript is spliced from 4 exons. Gene Ontology annotation, molecular function: carbohydrate binding; laminin binding; galactoside binding. The record is from RefSeq and is a predicted model, not a curated record.
AGCGUCACCAGUGUUAUAUAAACCACUCACCUGCCUGCAGAGCUUCGUCACUGGAGCCACAGCCCAACGAAGACAGCCAAGAUGAAAGUCAAGGACAUGACAUUCAAGGAGGGGCAAGAGUUCAAGAUCCGCAUCAAGCCCAAGGACGACUGCGAAUCCUUUGCCAUCAACAUCGGUCAUGAUUCUGAAAACAUCGCGAUGCACUUCAACCCCCGUUUCGACCACUGCGGCGAUACCAACACCAUCGUCUUCAAUCACUUGUCCGGGGGAGACUGGGGUGACGAGCACCGUGAGGGGAACUUCCCCUUCACGCGUGGAGAGGAAUGCAAGUUUCACAUCAACUUCAACAGCGAGCAGUUUUACAUCAAGCUUCCUGAUGGCUCCAUGCUGAACUUCCCCAACCGACUGGGAGAUGUCAAGUACAAGUACUUCGACGUCAGCGGCAGCGCCAGGAUCGUCGGCAUCAAGAUCAAGUAGAAGUUCUUGACUCUUGACCUGUCCAGCUUUUUUUGUGUGUUGCUGUUUUAUACUACUGAGCCCAAGCAGCCUGGUUAAUUCAUCUUUUCUCCUGCUGAGGCUGAAAGUAACACUAGAGGUUUAUACCAACAGGGAGUGCUGAUGUUGUAAUGAGAGGGAAUGGCCUAAAGAGGGAGCCACAGCACAUUUUACCUCACGGUGUCUGCUUGACAUCUCAUCAGUCACUGGGUUUGUUAAUAAAUGCUGUGAAAAAAA